CAGUGUUCGGCCGCGGGUCUCGCGCAAACCGUCGUAGUUUUCAAACUUGUCGCUAUACUUAUAUUAUACCUAACCUAUACUUGCACUUAAGUCCAGUGUACCCGUAUACACCACACUGACGUACUCCGACUCCAUGUCUUCGUACAAAGCUAUGCGCUCGACCGGCGUGGUCUUCGCGUGUUGCGCCCUGCUCUGCGUAUGUCUGGCAGCAGCCCAGCACCAACCGUCGGCAACAGCAUCUCAGAGUUUUGCUGCCACAAGUUCGGACGACGACCUGGCCGACUCUUUAACCCGCACCAACAACGGAUCGGCGGACAACAUGAAAAAAAUGAUGUGGAAGCGGUGUAUGACCAAAAACUACGUUACCUGCGUUAAGUUAGCGUUAGUACACUUGGUCGACCGACUGGAUACCGUCAACGGAAGUUACUCGCUGGUUCCUGGCAUUACCGUGACCAAUCUGAAAGACGGAGCGGCCGAUGCGGGUAUACCUGUAACGUCUCAGACUACAGGCCGCGAAUCGUCGGACACGUUGGACGGAUAUUUAGCUAACAAGAUAAGUCAUUAUUUCAACAGUCUGACGCUCAACGUUAAACUUUUGGACGACGACACCGUGCAAACCGUGCGCAAGUUCGGCGAAGCCGCAACCGACGCGUCUAUGCAAACUGGAAGAGGUAAGAAACAAAAGUACGCUCACGCCAUUUUACUGGCCGGAUGGGUGACCGGCGCCACUCUGUUGGUGAUCGGCAUGAAAGCAAUAGCCGUGUUGGCAGGCAAAGCUCUGAUGACGGCGUUGCUGUCGUUGCUGCUGUCCGGUCUGUCGUCGUUCAAAGGAGGCCACUCCGAACCGAAAAGUACGACUUACGAGAUAGUCACCAAACCGGUGUACAGCCAUUCCCACACAAGUGACCACGACGCCCACGCCGCGGCUUCCCAGAACAACCCCACGUACCGCAGGUCCAUAGGAAAUUCUCAACAAGCCACGUCCUCCUCCGACGAGGCCGACCACAUCGUGUACCGCAUUCAUACGUCCGACAAGACCCCCAUUUACAUACCCAUCGAAAGACGUCGCCGCCGUCGUUGAUUACCGAAAGAAAAAGAAAAAAUGCCAAACACAUUAUACCCCCCCCCCCCUCCCCUUUGAUCGACUCUUCAU
Molecule: messenger RNA, 1153 nt
Organism: Adelges cooleyi (spruce gall adelgid)
Lineage: Eukaryota; Metazoa; Arthropoda; Insecta; Hemiptera; Adelgidae
Exons: 3
Coding region: 134-1081 (315 amino acids)
Source: RefSeq, a predicted model, not a curated record